CUAUUGUUUUUCAGUUUCUUCUGACAUGCCAACUCGAGGUCUACAAGUUUAAUCUGCCAAAAAAGCAAGAACAAACUGUACGUUGUUUAUAAUCCUCUAAACUAACUACUUACAUGAAUGGACUUCUUUAACGUUAUUAAAAGAAUGGAUUCAAUUUCCAUUCAACCUUUCUUGUUCAUCAUCAUUUUCUUUUCUUUUCAACCAUCAAUAAGCCUAGAAAUUUGUUCUACCCUAUGCGGAUCUCAAACUAUUCGCUUCCCUUUCAGGCUUAUAGACCAGCCCCAAUACUGCGGCUAUCAAGACUUUGAACUCUCUUGCCAAGUCCAGGAGACGACACAAGACGUAACCAUCCUCACUUUCCCAUAUGCCGGUAACUUCAGCGUCUUCCAUAUCGAUUACGCCCAACAAGUAGUGCAACUCAGCUACUCGGAAGGGUGCCUCCCGGGAAUUCUUCUUCAGGGUCUUAAUCUCUCAGGCUCUCCUUUUAUGUCAGUAAACACUCAAAGCUACACUUUUUACAACUGUUCAACUAUGGUGCAAUAUCCUGGAGUAACAAAAAUUCCAUGUCUUAGCGGGUUCAACUUUUAUGUCGUUGCUAUACUGACGGAUGGUUAUACCCCAUCGACGUCGGUGUGUUUGGAGAUAGCAAAGGUUAUGGUCCCAAUGUCAACAGAUUGGUGGGAGGACGGUAUGACUUUGGGGUGGAACCAACCUGAUUGCCGGUGGUGUGAAAGCCAUCAAGGAACUUGCCUAUUCGAGAAUGUUGGUGCAGGCUUGCAGGUCAGAUGCGGCAGUGCUAUUAAACACGGGCUUCCAUCAAGUGUUAGAGAUGCCUUGGUUUUCGGCUUGGAAAUAUCCCUUGUGUGCCUCAUCGCGAUUAUAAGUUGCGUAAAACUCAACUUUACCGAGGGACAGAACCACCCCAACCCCGAAAUCCUCAUGACCCACCCUCGAUCAACUCCAGGUUCAACAAAAGGCCUUGAUAGACAAACAAUUGACACAUACCCUACAACUUUGCUUGGUCCAAGCCGAUGCCUACCCAAUCCGAGAGACAACAUCUGCUCCAUAUGCCUAUGCGAAUACCAAGCCAAUGAGACGUUAAGAACUAUCCCUAAUUGCAGCCAUUAUUUUCAUGUCGAUUGUAUAGACCAGUGGCUUAAACUAAAUGCAACAUGUCCCGUAUGUCGCGAUAAGUUUGAGGAGCCUCCUCCUGUCGCUCCUACAUUAUCAUCACUCAUGCCAGUGGUUGCCUUUUUUACUUUAAUAUAUGUGCUUUAAAUGUUGUCAAUUAAUAUUCCUUUGGGUUAAAUGGAGACUUAAUUGUUGCUCUAUAUCUUCACUUAUCAUUUAUAAAA
This is a messenger RNA of Gossypium raimondii (Peruvian cotton), 1355 nucleotides long. RefSeq names its product RING-H2 finger protein ATL20. NCBI's taxonomy places the organism in Eukaryota, Viridiplantae, Streptophyta, Magnoliopsida, Malvales, Malvaceae. The transcript is spliced from 2 exons. Gene Ontology annotation, molecular function: polysaccharide binding. The record is from RefSeq and is a predicted model, not a curated record. Bases 118 to 1278 code for a protein of 386 amino acids.